AUUCACGGAUUAUUUUUCUAUUUAAAAAGUGACAAACGCAAACAGUAAUGCAAGAUUUGCAAUUGCGUUUGCAUUAUGUCACAUGCGUCCACAUAUGGAAAAACGCAGCCACUGGCUAGCAACAACGCCUCUGAUUGGCUUGUUUAGAUUUUGAUAGCCAAUAGUAAUCCAGAGUACUGCUAUGUUCCUGACAGCUAAAGUAAACAGCCGCAUGGGGAAGGCAGCUGUAAAGUUUCUAAGGAAGUGAAGGAUUCAUCAGAUUUUGCGAGUUAUUUUAAAUGCAAAAUUUUACUCAGUUAACUGAAAUGAGUGGAGAAGAGGAUUCAUGUGCAUUUCCUUUGAGGACAACUGGAAUGGACUUCGUGGCCUCGUCCAGCAGUUCAUGCAGGAGAGGAUGCAGACCACAAUGCUGACAGGAAUGUUGAUAGGUGCCGUGGUGGCUGUGUGCCUUAUAGGCAUCUCCGUGCUCUUCCUCUACCGCAGAUACAAGCUGGCGAGUCAGCAGACGGGCACACCUCGGUACCGUUUCAGGAAAAGAGACAAGGUCCUUUUCUACGGGAGAAAGAUCAUGAGAAAGGUCCAAACUCUGUCUUCCACUCCCUCGUCUACAUCCAUAUCGAAACAUCGCCCUCGGAAAAGAACUAAAGUCUUGAGUAUUGCCCGAAGGAUAUUGCGGAUAAAAAAGGAACCACCAACUCUGCAGCCCAAAGAGCCUCCUCCCGCUCUGCUGGAGGCAGAUCUUACAGAGUUCGAUGUAAAGAACUCCAACUUGCCCUCUGAGGUGCUUUACAUGCUUAAGAAUGUCAGAGUUUUGGGGCACUUCGAAAAACCUUUGUUCCUGGAGCUCUGUCGCCACAUGGUGUUUAUUGAGCUGCAAGAGGGCGAAGGACUGUUCAAGCCCGGCGACGACGAUGACAGCAUUUAUGUGGUUCAGGAUGGAAGACUGGAGCUGUGUAUCCAUGAAAACGAUGGCACAGAUCCAGUGGUGAAGGACAUGCUGCCCGGAGACAGCGUUCACAGCCUGCUAAGCAUUCUAGACUUCAUCACAGGGUAUCCUGCUCAGUAUAAGACGGUGUCCGCUCGAGCAGCAGCACGCUCCACCAUCCUACGCCUGCCUGCCUCCGCCUUCGAGUCUGUGUUUGAGAAAUAUCCUGAAACGCUAGUGAGAGUUAUACAGAUCAUCAUGGUUCGGCUGCAGAGAGUGACCUUUCUUUCGCUGCAUAACUACCUGGGACUAACCACUGAACUCUUUAAUCCGGAGAGGCAGGCUGUGCCUCUGACCACAGUCAACAGUGUGAUUGCCGAGGGGAGCCCCUGCCGUGUCGCUCGCAGACACCAUUUUCACACACCGUUAGAUGAGGAUUACAGCCAAGGAACUACAGACUCUACGGACUCGGAUGGAGGCAAAAUUACUACUUCAGAGAAUUUGUCAACAGUGAUCAGGAAACCUCGCUCUGUUUCAGCACCAGUGGACAGCGCAGGAAUAGCUGGUAACGACCUGAGCAUGGCAUAUGAGCGAGCCAGAGUAACCAUUGAUGAUCUACUGCCCAGCACUGUAAACUACAAGUCUAUUCUAAAGAAGACCGUGACCAUGCAUCAAGUUCCAUCUGCAGUGUAUCACUACACAGAGAGUGGGGGGAGCACUGAUGUCCCCCCCAGUAAAGUGGGUGCCAUCUUCCAGGCAGCCAAAAAAGACUUGUUAGGGAUUAUCCAACUGAAGGACCCCAGUCUAUUGGAAGGCAGAGUGACCCUGCACCAGGUGAAAGCUGGCUCUGUGGUGGCACGUCAAGGAGACCAGGACGUGAGUUUGCAGUUUGUGAUUUCAGGUUUACUACAUGUUUACCAGCGGAUGAUCGACCGUGAGGAGGAAUCGUGUCUGUUUGUUGCUCACCCUGGAGAGCUUGUGGGUCAGCUGGCUGUCCUCACGGGGGAACCGCUCAUCUUCAGUGUCCGAGCUCAACGUGACUGUUCCUUCCUCUCCAUUUCCAAAACCCAUUUUUAUGAAAUCAUGCGGGUUGAGCCUAAAGUUGUGCUAAACGUAGCUCAUACGGUAGUGCGCAGGAUGUCCCCGUUCGUCAGACAGAUCGACUUUUCACUCGACUGGAUGGCUGUGGAAGCUGGCCGAGCUGUCUACAGGCAGGGCGAUAAGUCUGAUAGCACCUUUAUAGUGCUGAGCGGACGCUUUCGAUCAGUCAUUUUGAAGGAGGACGAGAAGGAGCUCACUGGCGAGUAUGGCAGAGGAGAUCUAAUCGGAGUGGUGGAGGCUCUGACCCAUCAGAACAGAGCCACUACAGUGCAUGCUGUACGAGACUCUGAGCUGGCUAAACUGCCUGAGGGUGCACUCAGCUCCAUCAAGAGGAAAUUCCCUCAGGUGGUCACACGACUCAUUCAUCUGCUCGGGCAGAAAAUCCUUCAGCAGGUUAAUGGACCUUUAACAGCUCGUAGUUUGUCCCUGCACACCACAAGCAGUAAGUGGGACGCAGGUAAUCCUGCCUCCAACUUGUCCACCGUGGCUGUGCUGCCUGUGUCCGAGGAAGUUCCUCUGACCGCGUUCACCCUGGAGCUGCAGCACUCUCUCUUGGCCAUCGGUCCCACUCUUCUCCUGACCAGUGACAUCAUCAAACAGCGGUUGGGUUCUGCUGCAUUGGACAGUGUGCACGAGUACAGGUUGUCAAGUUGGCUGGGCCAGCAAGAGGACAUCCAUCGUAUUGUCUUGUACCAAACCGAUAGCUCGCUCACACCCUGGACCCAACGCUGCAUCCGCCAGGCUGACUGCAUCAUCAUCGUUGGACUUGGGGAGCAGGACCCAGCAGUUGGGGAGCUAGAACGGAUGCUGGAAGGAAGUGCAGUGAGGGCUCAGAAACAGCUGGUAUUGCUGCACCGCGAGGACGGGCCUCCACCCACAGGGACUGCUGAGUGGCUUAACAUGCGCAGCUGGGUCUCCAGACACCUGCAUCUCUCCUGCCCUCGUAGGGUCUUCUCUAAGAGGAGCCUGCCCAAACUGACUGAGAUGUACCAGCGUGUGUUCCAAAAGCCUGCAGACCGCCACUCAGAUUUCUCUCGUCUGGCACGAGUUCUGACUGGCAACGCCAUCGCUUUGGUCCUGGGUGGUGGAGGAGCCAGGGGCUGCUCCCAAGUGGGUGUUCUGCGAGCGCUUUUCGAGGCUGGGAUCCCUGUGGACCUGGUGGGAGGCACCUCAAUCGGUUCCAUGAUGGGCGCUCUUUACGCCGAGGAGCACAGCUAUAGCAGGAUGAGGAUCCGCGCCAGGGAGUGGGCUAUGGAGAUGACCUCAGUUUUCAAAAAGAUUUUGGAUCUUACCUACCCCAUCACCUCUAUGUUCUCUGGAGCAGCCUUUAACUCUGGGAUCAGUGCUGUGUUCAAAAAUAAGCAAAUCGAGGAUCUGUGGAUCCCUUAUUUCAACAUCACCACUGACAUCACUGCUUCUACAAUGAGAGUGCACACUGAUGGCUCUCUGUGGAGAUAUGUGCGUGCCAGCAUGUCUUUGUCUGGUUAUCUUCCUCCUCUGUGUGACCCCAAAGAUGGACACCUCUUAAUGGAUGGAGGUUAUAUUAACAACCUGCCAGCGGAUGUGGCGCGGUCCAUGGGAGCUAAAGUCGUGAUAGCCAUUGAUGUGGGCAGCCAAGACGAAACCAAUCUGACCAACUAUGGAGAUUCCCUGUCCGGCUGGUGGCUGCUAUGGAAACGCCUCAACCCUCUGGCAGAGAAAGUCAAAGUGUUGAACAUGGCUGAGAUCCAGACCCGGCUAGCAUACGUGUGCUGUGUGAGGCAGCUGGAAUCCGUCAAGAACAGUGAUUACUGUGAAUACAUCCGACCCCCCAUCAACAGAUAUCGCACACUGGAGUUCAGCAAGUUCGAUGAAAUUGCUGAGGUGGGCUACCAGCACGGGAAGACCGUGUUUGAUGUGUGGUGCAGGAGCGGAGUGGUGGAGAAGAUGCUGAAGGACAGGCGCCAAGAGGAGUUCCACAACACCCACAGUAACGAUAUGGUGACUUGUCCAAACGCCUCCUUCACUGACCUGGCAGAGAUCGUCUCCCGCAUCGAGCCUGUCAAACAAGCACUUAUAAAAGAGGAAUCAGACUAUCAAACUGAUUAUGAGGAGGAGCUGGUGGGAAGUGCGCUGUCUGACAUGGAGCCCACCACCUACGGCAGUGAGUACACAGAGGAAGAGCUGACCGCUGAUACUGAUGAGGAGCCGGAAAGAGAUCGUAGUCAUCUCAAUUCAGAAGAUUUGAGUGGAGUAGGUCCUCAGCCACAGCACAGCAAGCUCUCAUAAGUCUCCAGCCGUGCGAGGAUGAAAGAUGAGAGAAGAGCAUCCGAUCCAGCCAUGACCUUAAAACUCUGUCCUCUUGAAGCUGGGCUCGUAUACAAGCAGCACUCCCUUUUUCAAAAAAGCUCUUUUUAACUGGGGGUGAAAAUGUCCCUAAAGUUUGUUGCUUUUCGUCUAGAUGAGAGUUAUUAUCAGGCAGAUUUUAUAUUUUAUUAGGGUUAUAACCACCUGUACCUCAUGUCUAGCAGAAGACUUGUGUAAUCAACACUCCUACUCAAUCACUGUGAAGCAAUUCAAGCAUGAAGAGGCUGCUCAUUUUGCACUUUAUUUUACAGCUGAACCAUUUAUUUAUGAACAACUUAGCUGCUACAAAUGCUGAUUUACAGCUCAGCCUUGGGGUACCGAGGUAUUAUUUUUCUUUCAACCACUCCAGUAGAAAAAUGCAGCAGUGAAAGCACAGAUUACAUCCAAAGACAAUUAUUAAACAUCUAAGCAUGAACUUUUUGGGAGUUUUAAUACAACUGCUCUCCUGUAGCUUAUAACAAGUCAGACAUAAUCCAUAUAUAAGGUGAACGAUGACUUACAUACAUAAGCAUGUAUAUGCAUUCCAAAAAAAAGGCCUCUCAAAAAAAAGGCCUUUCAAUGCAAUUUUUUCUACUCUUACAGUAUGUUAUUGUUUUGUUAGCGAUACUUUAAAAGCUCCACAGUGCCUUUGCGUGUGUCUUUUUUAAUGUCAGGAACCACAGGAGAGCGUUCCCAUGUGAUACCUGCAGGACUACUGCCUACUAACAUACUAACUAAUUGUACUUGUGUUUUGUGUGUGUUGUUUUUUUUUUUACUUUUAAACACCACUGUGUACAACUGAAUGACCGAAGACACGUUCAUGGUCAAUUUGACAUUUUUCAUGGUGUUCGUCACAAAGUGUAGCACACAUAAAAGGUUUUUGAGCUGUAACCAUAAAGUGUUGAUUAAGGUUUCAAAUGAAAAGGCGGCUUUAAUAUGAAGGACAGUGCGAAUUCAUUGUUUGUUCAAAUAUAUGACACACUAAUUACUAAUAAAGUGCAAUUAACUCGUAA
This is a messenger RNA of Silurus meridionalis, 5364 nucleotides long. RefSeq names its product patatin-like phospholipase domain containing 7a (gene pnpla7a). The record is from RefSeq and is a predicted model, not a curated record. NCBI's taxonomy places the organism in Eukaryota, Metazoa, Chordata, Actinopteri, Siluriformes, Siluridae. Gene Ontology annotation, cellular component: endoplasmic reticulum. Gene Ontology annotation, molecular function: phosphatidylcholine lysophospholipase A1 activity. Gene Ontology annotation, biological process: lipid metabolic process.